CAGUCUCCUCCCCUAGGUUAAGGGGCUGGUGUAGUCAGACCAGUUUUCCUCUGAGCUGUGUUAGCUUGUUGACACUGGGUGUGUACUAUACCAGAGUUUGCUUGGAGCUGCUUACAUUAGAAGUCUGUUAACACAUGUGCUUAUUGCUGUUGUGGAAGUAGUACCGUUUUCUGGUUUGCUUUAUCACCAUUUGGACUUGUGAAGGAAUGAUGGAAAGCGUAAACACAGUCCUGAUCAUAGCAGCUGCUCUUCAUGCAGUUUGUGCUGGCACAGAAAAUGCUGCUGACUCUGGAAUUGAUCAGCGCUUUUAUUAUGACUACUAUACACUGAAAGUUGGAGGUUUGAUCAUUGCUGCUGUGCUCUGCGUUUUGGGGAUUGGCAUUCUGAUCAGUGGCAAAUGCAGAUGCAGAUUUAACCAAAAUAAAAGGAGAAGGCCAAAAGAAACUUCUCAAGCACAUCAGAUACUCCCCAACCCAGUGGAUUCUAGCAACUGUUGAGAUGUCGCCUGGGCACAGAAGCAUUUCUUCAAUUCACCAGCUGCCACCUGUUUGGGUGAAGCGAACAAUGUUCUACUGUCAUUUUUUAUAUUUGCGGUUGUUAUGAAAUGGAUGUACUCUCUAUUUUGUUAGUGAAAUAGGUAGUGUGUAUUUGUGUUAUAGGACAUUUUGCUUGCAGUACUACAGUGUUGCUAAUCAAAAAACACAGUAUUUUCCCACUGAAGACUCUUGUUCUGAAUAACUGUCUCCUACAAAGACCAUUGUUUUGUCUUCCUAGUUAUGUAGUUGAAUGUAUUUAAAACACUGUUGGACAGCAGAAUUGUGAUUUCUUUUUUUAACUUUUAAUAAAACAAAGUGAAUGUGUUUUUCUUUUCUUCA
This is a messenger RNA of Protopterus annectens (West African lungfish), 875 nucleotides long. RefSeq names its product FXYD domain-containing ion transport regulator 3-like. The record is from RefSeq and is a predicted model, not a curated record. Gene Ontology annotation, biological process: regulation of sodium ion transmembrane transporter activity. The coding region runs from base 207 to 497 and encodes 96 amino acids. NCBI's taxonomy places the organism in Eukaryota, Metazoa, Chordata, Ceratodontiformes, Protopteridae. Gene Ontology annotation, cellular component: membrane. The transcript is spliced from 9 exons. Gene Ontology annotation, molecular function: sodium channel regulator activity.